Macrobrachium nipponense is the source of this 3918-nucleotide messenger RNA. RefSeq lists its product as uncharacterized. Lineage: Eukaryota; Metazoa; Arthropoda; Malacostraca; Decapoda; Palaemonidae. Bases 283 to 2457 code for a protein of 724 amino acids. The transcript has 9 exons. The record is from RefSeq and is a predicted model, not a curated record.
CUCCCUCUGACACGAAAGUCGUCGGCUGUCGCGGCAAGCGGCGGCGGCGGCGGCUUCAGUAGUGGCUGCUAGUCGCAGUGGUCGCUAGAUACGACUAAACCGGUCUGUGCGCUGUGGUGGUGCUUUUGGGGAUGUUAUUCCUCCGGAGUGUGGUGCCCUGCCGAGGAGGAAUAAGAGGAAGGAGAAGAAGAAGCGACUGCAGUAGAAGAGGAAGAGGAGGCGUCACCAGCAGCCCGUAGGAGGAGCAGAAGGUGUAUUGUGUCUUCUGGGGAAUAAUCCAAGAUGGCGGCUAUGAAGAUGACAGCAGUUUACCACAUACUGGCUUUAAAUCUCCUCCUAUGCCAGUUAUCGCCAUUCGCCCUCUCCUACAAACUGUCCACCGUGGAUUCUCCGGACGUCUGCAACGAGACGAUCUACCUGGAGGAAGGAGUCAAAUCGGCCGCCAUCUUGAGGCUGACCUCCAAGGACUUCUACGACACAACGCCCAUGAACUGCCUCAUCACCUUCAAGGCCCCUCACCACAACUGGUCCGGUCUGACUGGAGUCCUGGAGGAGGUGGACCUGAGGCGGUAUGAGGACACGGCCGACCACCACUUGGCUCAGAAUCAGUGCGUGGACUACAUCAAGGUCCUGUACGACUCGCCCACUCCGCAGGACGAACAGUGCGGAUCCUGGUCCGUAUCAGGGGCGGAAAAGUUGACCCAUCUGGGAUUCCGGCGCUCCCUCUUCGGCUACUGCCCUAACCCCCCCAUUAUGGGCAGUGUCAUGAGGUGUGGGGUCUCCGAACUGCGAGUAGAGGUGUCAAUAGGCAAGAGAGAUUUCAGCAGCCUGAGGAAGAAGCCCUGGAGGUCCUACAGAGGAUUCACAUUUGUAGUGACAGCCUACAAGUACUCCUUUGGGGAGAGCGGAUGCAAGGAAGGCUUCGAGUCCUGCGGGAAAACAGACUACCACGGCUACCAGCAUCACUGCAUCCACAAAUCUCUCUGGUGCGACAACCACAUCAACUGCGGACAGCCCAAGAACACGGACGAGAUGCUUUGCCACAACGAUGAGAUGCUCAGUGGUCUAGUAACAGUCAUGGUAGGGCCCUGGGUAGGAGCAGCUCUCCUUGUGGUGCUGGUUCUCGCUGGAGUCCUAUACUGGCGAAGGGCGAAACCCACUCCAGCCCAAGGUCCUCCUCAACCCCAAGACCACAACUCGUACGCAGAAUCGUACGAGGUGUCGUCUACCAUGUCGUCGGCUCACCAUAUGGCAAUUCAGGUUCGUGUCGUCUGUAACUCUGGCCAGUGCUUACACACACCGAGAAUGACCCCAUGGCAGGCAGCUGAUCUCCCGCCAUCGUACGACUCCCUGUUUCCACAGGGCCCUCCCCAGCCUAAAUCCACCUUCACGGCAACCAACACCACCACAACCACCACUACUUCCUCAGCUGCGAGUUUCAAUAUCUCCACAACUUCCCUAGUUAGCACUUCAAUAGGUUCGAACGUCAACGCGGCUUCCGUUCCUUCGGGAUUCUAUUCCAACACGACGCAAACGUCGAGCAUCGUCAUCCCGAUCAGCGCCAUCUGCAACACACUCGGUUCGCCUCCCAUGGCGAGUGCUUCCUACAGCACAACAACAUUCACCAACACCAUUACGGCGUGUCCUCCAACAUUCACCAACACGACUACAUCCACGACUACCAUCUCGUCAGUCGGUGCUUCCCCCGCGGCUCUAGCCUCAAUAUCGGUCACUUCCGUCUCUUUAGCUGGACCUUCUGGUAAUCACCUUGCAAACAAGAGUAAAGAAAACGAUGGCCUAAGUCCAUCACGUGAUAACAGAUCCAGUAACAACAGCAGCAGAGCCACUACCCCAAACCCUUGCCCGAAAAUCAGCAGCCCCACUCGCAUGAUCAAUGCUACGCCCCCAAUCGUAGAACCAGAAGACACCAACUUAACUCCCUGUACUUCAACCGACGACACUCCAGCCUCGACUGAUGCCCACACAGAGUAUUCCUUUCAGGAUGCCAUAGAACGCAGUGGAAAAGCCCUCAAUCACCCUGAUGAAUCUGAGGAUGCACAAGCAUGUGAUAGUAUACCUUUAAGGCCCAGGUCUAGCAACGCAACACACGAAGGGGAAUAUGUCUCUAACCUUGGAGAAAGCCUGAGCAGACCUAGCACAAUGACAGCAUCAUGUACAGGGAGCUGUGACUGUGAAAUAUCUGACAGACCAGACUCAGAAUCGGAAGAGACGGAAGAGAUCACACUGGAUGACGAAGAACUGUCUUCAAGGGCCACAGUCUCGAAACCUUGCGACGAAGAAGUUCAUCAUCAUACAUUCGGUGCUCCAGAGAAGAACCUCGAUGAGGAAUCACCUGCAGAUGACUGUGAAAUGGUGAGAGGUCUUCUGCUGCAGGAAAUGGAAGAAGGGAUCAUACAUGAGAGUUCACUGGAUAAAGACGAUGAAUCUCUUUUGUAAGGGAAGUUAGUGUCUCCAUUCCCAUAAUGUCACAUUGCUGCUAAAACAUUACUGGAAUGAUUACCUGUGCAACUGAGAAGUUUCAAAGCUGAUUUAUUGCUUUAAAGAAUUCACUGAAAAAACAUUACGAAUAACCUGGUUCGCUUAAGUUUACGUUCGAGCUAACCGUCGAACGACACACUCUUAUUUCAAUGUGCAUUUGAAUGAAAAUUAAGCAGUAUUGAUAUUAACAUUCUUUUUCACAAUAAUUAUCUCGCAGACAACUUUAUCUUUCGUAGACAAGAUCCGGUACAUCUUCCGCGGUGUUACCGUACAUUACUUAGAGAUUUUCAGUGUAUGGCACAAAGCACCCAUCUCUUCAACCUAUGCCAUUGACAACACGAGCAAAAACCAUUACCUGAAGUCAGUAUUUCACCACUAGGAGAGAUAAGGGUGAGUUUCCCAAGAAUAGAACAAUAUCUAAGAUAGUCAUUUUAGUCUUCACUAUAGUACGGCACCAUACGUCACAAAUUAACAGUAUUAGAUUCUUGAAUGUCCAAGAGGAAUACUCGCUCUUCUGUGGAAGGUGGUCAGUACCUAGUGAUGCGAACGGUGGCUUUCAAGCGCCGCCCUGUCUGCCGACUGCUUUCCAGUCCUGCCACGGAGCAGCUGAACGUAACCGGCGACCAACCCCAAUUCAUCGAUUUGAUCCAAAAUCUUCUCAGCACUUCGAACGGUGCAAGGUAGAGAGCGAGAGCGAGUACUUUGGUGUAUAAAUGCAUAAAUGAACUUUAAAUAUGUCCAGUGCUUUUGUUUCUAGUUUGAAGGAGAUUUUCAGAUGAGACUGAGAGGAUGAAAACCUUAAGAGAGGUAAAGGAGGAAGAGAGACCGAGAGGAAGAGAAACAAUGCGAGAACGUCGUACAAAUCUCAUCCUAAAUUGAUUUUUUCGAAUUUAUUUUCUUAACCUCUUAGCAUUUAUUAUAAUUAUGACAAACUUGAAUACUCCAAUACGGCAAAGAUAUAUAAAUAUAUAUAUAUAUUUUCAUAUUCUUCGUUAGGACAAAAACCCCAAUGGUUGUGAAUGAUCUUUUUUUCUAUUAUGAUUAAGCGCUUUCCAUUCAGGCUUAUCUCCAUAAGUGAUAAUCCAGUAGGCUUCUCUAUAGUAGGUGCAAUAUAUACGAAUAUAUAUUAUAUACAUAUAUAUAUUUUCUUCUUUGUUUUUUGUGGAUAUACAAAAUGAAUCCUUAGGCCAUUAGCUAAAAAAACAAAUAAAAUAAAAAAGGGUAUCUCAACAUCAGCAUCACCAAUACACAAUGGUAAUAAAUAAAUGAAUAAAUAAAUAAAUAAAAAUGAAUUAUGAUGUAUAACAAUACAAUAUGCAUGACAUGACGGAUAGUACAUAACACAAAACCCCCCCAAAAUAUUUUUGUGGACCGGAAGUGUCCUGUGUCUUUCUGCUAAUAAAAUAGAUUUUGAUUCUU